Messenger RNA from Ipomoea nil (Japanese morning glory), 915 nucleotides. RefSeq lists its product as uncharacterized. The record is from RefSeq and is a predicted model, not a curated record. Bases 1 to 915 code for a protein of 304 amino acids. Lineage: Eukaryota; Viridiplantae; Streptophyta; Magnoliopsida; Solanales; Convolvulaceae. The transcript has 2 exons. Gene Ontology annotation, molecular function: zinc ion binding; nucleic acid binding.
AUGGCACCACCUCGUCAACGCGCUCGUACGUCGGAGACUCCAAAUAACAAGCAGCUGGCUCAGAGCUUGCAACAUCUCACGCAGACCAUGCAAAUCUUGAGUGAAGCUCUUCUGCACAACAAUCAUCCUGCUCCGCCGCCACAGCCUGCCGGACAUCGAGAUGUGGGACGCCUAGUCUCUGGCCAAAGACCACCGAUGUUUGCCAGUGAGGAGGACCCCGUCAUGCUCGAGGAUUGGAUCCGAACCUUCGACAAGAUCUUCUCCGUGGUAAAGUGCCCUGUAGAGCGCAGAGUGGAGUACGAGGAGUUUCUACACCUCCAGCAGGGUUCAUCGUCUGUGGUGGAGUACCACAAGCGAUUUUUGGAGCUCGCUCGCUUUGCAAGGAUGCUAGUCCCCACCGAGCUUGCGAAGGUAGAGAAGUUCGUGACUAGACUCAACUACGAGGCUCGUAAGGCGUUGACUGUGAGCAUGCCGAGGACCUUGAAGGAGGCUUAUCUGAGUGCUGCUGACUUAUACCGGGUACAACAGUUGCAGUGGGGAUCGUUUGAGCUCGCUAGGAAAAGGAACGAAAGCGGUGGACCCCACAACUUCAAGAAGCCAAGACAGGACUUCCGAGCCAAGACCGCACCUUCCCCACCUCAAGGAUCAACCCGAGCGGUGUCCGGAGAUCAAGCUAAGACCUUUGCAUGCAGAAGAUGUGGAAAGGAGCAUGUGGGAAAAGAUUGCCAAGGCCAAGCACAUCGAUGUUUCAAAUGCGGGGAGAGAGGACAUAAGGCUCCUGUUUGCCCUCUACAAGCUAAUCAAAAGGUGUUACCACCUAGCUCGGGAUCCGGUGGAACAUCGAGAAGGAGUUCAAGUCGAGGUGUAGCUAGAGCUAGACCUUCAGGUCGGGUGUUUGUGAUGGGUCGAUCCUAA